Messenger RNA from Anopheles cruzii, 1442 nucleotides. RefSeq names its product juvenile hormone epoxide hydrolase 2-like. The record is from RefSeq and is a predicted model, not a curated record. Gene Ontology annotation, molecular function: epoxide hydrolase activity. Bases 23 to 1402 code for a protein of 459 amino acids. Gene Ontology annotation, biological process: epoxide metabolic process. NCBI's taxonomy places the organism in Eukaryota, Metazoa, Arthropoda, Insecta, Diptera, Culicidae. The transcript has 2 exons.
UUGUAUUCUAGCCGUCAAAGAAAUGGGUUUUCUGGGACGGGCCCUGCUUAUAAUCGGCACUCUGGUGGUAGCCGUGUCCUUUAAACAGUUUCGAGAUCUAACGGCGCCACAACCGAUACCGGAGCUUAACCUGAAGCAGUACUGGGGUCCGGGAGAUGCGAAACAGUACCGCGAAGAUGCUUCGAUUAAACCGUUUAAAGUUAGCUACGGUACGGAAGUGAUUGAAAAGCUACGCACCAAGCUGAGCGAUGUGCCGGCUCUGACGCCGCCCCUGGAGGGAACCGCAUUCGAGUACGGCUUCAACAGCAAGCGGCUGAAGGAGAUCAUUAAGUACUGGCGCACAACCUAUCUUGGCAAGUGGAGCGAACGCGAGCAGUUCCUCAAUCAGUUCCCGCACUUUAAAACCCAAAUCCAGGGUUUGGACAUUCACUUUUUGCACGUGAAACCGAAAGUGGCCAGUAACGUAAAAGUGCUGCCACUUCUGCUGCUGCACGGAUGGCCCGGAUCGGUGCGAGAAUUCUACGAUAUCAUUCCAAAGCUAACCACCAAAUCGGACGACAAGGACUUUGUGUUCGAGGUGAUUGUGCCGAGCCUUCCCGGCUACGCUUGGUCGCAGGGCAGUUCGAAGACGGGCCUCAGUCCAUCGCAGAUUGCUGUCGUCAUGAAGAACCUGAUGACGCGUGUCGGCUUCCAGAAGUUCUACAUCCAGGGCGGAGAUUGGGGAUCACUGAUCGGUAACUUAAUGGCUACCCUGUUCCAAACGGAUGUUCUCGGUGUCCACCUCAACAUGUGCUCGGUACAGACAUCUCUCUCGUACCCAAAAACGUUCAUUGCCGGCCUGAAGCCCAACUGGUUCGUCGAUGAGCAGUACAUCGAUUACUACUUUCCGUUCGGAAGCAAGUUCCUCGGCAUUCUAGAAGAAACCGGUUAUCUGCACAUCCAGGCCACGAAGCCCGACACCAUUGGCACGGCGCUGCUCGGUAACCCGAUUGGAUUGGCCGCUUACAUUCUCGAGAAGUUCUCAACCUGGACCAAUCCGGCCUAUCGCAAUCUGCCCGAUGGAGGACUGGAAAAGUACUUUACGCUGGACUCGCUCCUCGACAACGUGAUGAUUUACUACCUGACCGACUCGAUCACAACGUCCCAGCGCAUUUACGCGGAAGCGUUCACGAAGGCUGAGUUUGGCCGCCAGCUGGAUCGCAUUCCAACGGUUGUGCCGGCAGCGUGCGCCAAGUUUCGCUACGAACUGCUUCAACAGGUCGAUUGGGUGUUGAAAGAUCACUUCACCAAUCUGGUACAGAGCAACCAUUUCGAUGACGGGGGACACUUUGCCGCCAUGCAGCUACCGAAUGUGUUGUACAAGGAUUUCGUACAGUUCAUCACUAAACUGCAACGCCUGUGAGGUGUAACGAGCAAUUGCUGAAUGUUCGAAGAUCAGCAAA